UCACUAAAACUUGUAUGCACACUAGUUACACGUUUUGAUCAUCCAGGAAAAUGCUUGAUCUUCAGAAGCCUCCCAUCGCUCCCAUGCCAGGGGCAUGUAAACCGUAACCCAAACCUUAAUUUUCCUUGCUUUCGCUUCUCUGCCACCACCACCAGGCAAUGUGACUUUUAUUUUCUCUGCACACCCAUGUUAGUUAACUAUUAGCUGCAAAGACAAAAGAAUGUAGUAACAACAUAAUGGAGAAGAAACAUUGAGACGACGCUAGAAAUUCUCACAAAAGCAGAACAUCCGGUCAUUUCGCCUAGCAGAUCAAUUUAGCACAACCAUUAGACCUUCAUAACUCCAUCUAGAUUUUUUGUGGAAUCAUAUUUUUAAAACUGGUGGGGCAUUCCUCCUUUUAAUGUAGUUAGAUGUUCAUGGACCGGCCUUGGGUUGUUCUAUUAUCCGGGAGAACAGAUACUCAAAAACUUAUAAACUAUUUUGGACACAAUGAAAUAUCAUUUUAAUAUUAAGAGGCUGCUUAGUCUGGUGUAAAAAAAUAUAUGCAGGCAAUCCAAAACAAUUGGCCACCGAUUGGUCAGCAGCCAACUUAUCUUUUGAACCUCUCAAAAUUGCCACAAUGAGUUGCCAAAUGUUGGUAUGCCAGAACAUUGAAAAGCCAAUAUUUGGCAUGCAACCAAGCACACUCGAAAAGCGUGCCAAUUUUUGUGCAAAAUAUGACUAUAUGCUUGCUUCGACAAAAAUACAAAUUUGUACAACCCGAGUCCUGUAUGUUAUACUAUUCAAAUGUAAUUCUGGUGCAAAAUAUGACCAUAUACUUUUUUUGUACAAAGUCUUUGCGACUAUAUGUUUGCAUUUUUUUAAAUGUACAUACUAUACCAUGAUUAAUGUCCAUCAAAUGUUUCAUAAAUACACAUAUUUCAAGGGGGCAAUGGAGAAAAUAUAAGUUCUGCACACAACCAUUUCACUGGUGAUAUAUUCACUCGCUGAACUAAGCAUAUUUAUCUAUCAUGUUUUUUCCAAUUAAUAAAAACCAACUAUGCCUCACAGUUUUUUGAAACACCAUGCAGGCAGUAACAGGGAUGUCGAGGUGGAGCCCAUAUGUCUUAACAGCAUAACAAUUCGAGGUGGACGGUACAUAUAUUCGCUUGAAUUUUCGUACAAUGACGAACACGGAUUGGAACACCAUGCAGGCCCAUGGGGAGUUUGCGAUUACUUAACUGAUGGCAUCCUUAGUACGAUUGAUCUUGGAGAAGCAGAGUUUCUGACGGGGAUUUCCGGAACAAUUAAUUCUUCUAACCAAUAUGCAAGCAAAAUUAUAGAUUCACUUACGCUUAUCACCAAUGUCCGUAAUUAUGGACCUUUUGGAGGAGUAGGAGGAACUCAUUUUUGUAGUCCGCUCAUGGGCAACGCUAGUAUUGUUGGCUUCUUUGGCCGUUCUGGACAUGUUGUUGAUGCAAUCGGCCUCUAUGUGAACCUUGCGAGAGGACCAAUGGAGAAACAGGAUUUGAUUACCAAGGUUGAUCUAUGGGGAGGUAAUUCAGGGCAGGCGCAUGACUUGGACGUGGUACCACGACGUUUGAUAAGCGUGGUAGUUCUUAGUGGCGAGGUAAUUGAUUCACUCAAGUUUACGUACAGCGACUGCGAUGGACAUCAGCACACUGCUGGUCCGUGGGGAGGAUCGGAUGCAUCUCAGAGUAUGAACAAUCAUAUGAUUCUGCUUGGCCGUUCAGAGGUAGUGAAGGAAGUUUCUGGAACAAUUGGUCCGAAUUCCUCUGUUCCAGAUUUUGUAUCGUCACUUUUGCUCGCCACCAAUACUUCGAGCCAUGGACCUUUUGGAGAAGGGAGGGGGAUUCCUUUCCGCAUUCCGUUGCAGGAUAAUGAUAGCAUCGUUGGCUUUUUUGCCCAGGCUGAGAAGCAUAUUAACGCAAUUGGUUUCUAUCUCGAAUCAAUGGAAAUCAAGGACAACGAUGGACCUCCAUGUGCCAACACAAAGUUAGAAGGUGAUAUAAAGGAGCCAUAUAUGACAUGUAUUACGAAGAUUGGGCCGUGGGGAGCUAAUAAUCACAACUAUAAGGACAUCGAGGUGGCACCUCUAUGUUUGAACAGCAUCACAAUCCGUAGUGGAGACGUUGUAUUUUCACUUGCCUUUUCGUACAGUGACAACAACGGCAAGCAGCACCAUGCAGGUCCAUGGGGAGCUUCGGCAGGCUUUUCUUAUGGGAGCUUUGAUACAGUAAGUGUGUAAAUAU
Molecule: messenger RNA, 2252 nt
Organism: Triticum urartu
Lineage: Eukaryota; Viridiplantae; Streptophyta; Magnoliopsida; Poales; Poaceae
Source: RefSeq, a predicted model, not a curated record